CCUGGUCUCUCUUCGCGCGUGUCGCGCGGCGAUCCCGGGUCUCCGCGCGAGCCUGCGGCGUUGACCUUGCGGUUUUCGCCUUCUUGCUGCUGUGGUCCCUCCCCGCCCGGCGCUUAAUCCCUUCUUCCCACGUAGGACCACCAUGUUUGUUCCCUGCGGAGAAUCGGCUCCCGACCUCGCGGGUUACACCCUGCUGAUGGUUUUCGGCCUUCGGGGAAAACACUGGGAGGACGUGGCCGGAGGCGGCGGUCCGAGCAGAACCUUUGUUGGCGCUGUCACCGAACGUAUCUAAGUCUGCAGUGUGUAGUUUUUGCUGACUAAAACCUAAAGUGUUUGGAUAUGACAGAUAACGUUCCAGCAGUAUCUGUUGGAAAUGUUGGCCAGCUUGCGGUAGAUCUGAUUAUUUCUACGCUGAAUAUGUGUAAGAUUGGUUACUUCUAUACUGAUUGUCUUGUGCCCAUGGUUGGAAACAACCCAUAUGCAACUGCAGAAGAAAAUUCAGCAGAGCUCAGUACAAAUGCUGAAGUAUAUUCAUUGCCUUCAAAGAAGCUAGUGGCUCUUCAGUUAAGAUCCAUUUUUAUUAAGUAUAAAUCAAAGCCAUUCUGUGAAAAACUACUUUCCUGGGUGAAAAGUAGUAACUGUGCCAAAGUUAUUGUUCUUUCAAGCAGUCAUUCCUAUCACCGUAAUGAUCUACAGCUUCGCAGUACUCCCUUCAGAUACCUGCUGACACCUUCCUUGCAAAAAAAUGUUGAAAGUAAAAUAAAGAGCCUUAACUGGGAAGAAAUGGAGAAAAGUCCAUGCAUUCCUGAAAUAAGUGAUUCUGAGUUUUGUGUCCGUGUUCCUGGAGGAGGUAUCACAAAAACACUCUAUGAUGAGGGCUGUUCUAAAGAAAUCCCACUGGCUGUCCUGCUGAAAUUUGUUUCCGAAGGAGACAAUAUCCCAGAUGCAUUGGGUCUUGUUGAGCAUCUUAAUGAAUGGCUUCAGAUAAUCAAACCCCGUUGCGAUGACCCCACAGCAUCUGCCUUGCCUUGGAAAAUACCAAGUUCUUGGAGAUUACUCUUUGGCAGUGGUCUUCCCCCUGCGCUUUUUUGAUCUGUUUUCGGUUGUAUACUUUAUGUCUGAAGACACUUAUUACCAACCCAAGUGUUAAACAACUAUAUAAAAAGUUGUAUUAUCUGACAAUGUAUUAGGAAAUCUUUACUUUUCACAGAAAAUCUUAAAGAAAAAAGGUUGUUUUUACCAUGCUUUUCUCAUAUACAAAAAUGUAAAUUUUGUACAAUAAAAUAUUUCCUAAGUAA
Messenger RNA from Equus caballus (horse), 1298 nucleotides. Its product is annotated as proteasome assembly chaperone 2. Gene Ontology annotation, cellular component: nucleus; cytosol. The record is from RefSeq and is a predicted model, not a curated record. Lineage: Eukaryota; Metazoa; Chordata; Mammalia; Perissodactyla; Equidae. Gene Ontology annotation, biological process: proteasome assembly.